This is a messenger RNA of Helobdella robusta, 579 nucleotides long. RefSeq lists its product as hypothetical. The record is from RefSeq and is a predicted model, not a curated record. Gene Ontology annotation, molecular function: catalytic activity. The transcript has a single exon. Bases 1 to 579 code for a protein of 192 amino acids. Lineage: Eukaryota; Metazoa; Annelida; Clitellata; Rhynchobdellida; Glossiphoniidae.
AUGGAUAAAAACUCCAAAGCAAAAAAUAAUAACAGCAACAGUACAGAAGAAGAAAUCAAAAUACUACAGUGGAAUAUCAGAGGAAUACAAAGCAACUUCCUAGAACUACAGGUAUUAGUAGCCGAACAACAACCACAAAUAAUAUGCUUACAAGAAACAAAACUAAAUGCAAAUAAACAAAAAGAUAUCAAACAAUAUGUAAACUACUCAAAAGCAGCUGAACCAUCUCAAACAAAUUCAGCUGGUGGAAUAACAACAUAUAUUAAUAAUACAAUAACGCAAUCAGAAAUUAAAAUUAAUCAAAAUUUAAACAUAAUAGUAACAAAAAUAACAACCAACAAAACCAUAACCAUUUGUAAUAUGUAUUUGCCACCUAACACAUUGACAAGAACAGAAGAGAUUCUAAAGAUCCUCAAUGAUCUUCCCAAACCUCUGAUUCUCAUUGGAGAUUUCAAUGGUCACAGUCAUUUGUGGGGGAACAAACGUACAAACCUACAGGGCAAGUGCAUUGAAGAAAUAAUAACACAAGGGGAUAUCCAUCCAAUUAAUAAAGCCUACUGGCCCCACACAUUUUCAUGA